Ipomoea nil (Japanese morning glory) is the source of this 1132-nucleotide messenger RNA. Its product is annotated as bifunctional dTDP-4-dehydrorhamnose 3,5-epimerase/dTDP-4-dehydrorhamnose reductase-like. The record is from RefSeq and is a predicted model, not a curated record. Gene Ontology annotation, cellular component: methionine adenosyltransferase complex. Gene Ontology annotation, biological process: S-adenosylmethionine biosynthetic process. The transcript has 2 exons. Bases 88 to 981 code for a protein of 297 amino acids. Gene Ontology annotation, molecular function: methionine adenosyltransferase regulator activity. Lineage: Eukaryota; Viridiplantae; Streptophyta; Magnoliopsida; Solanales; Convolvulaceae.
AAUACGUGUCCCGUCCCUCUAUAAUAUAUACGUUACUACAUACACUUUUCAUAUUAUUCAGUAGCUUCAAUUCUAUUCCCAAAUAUAAUGGCAAACCAAAAGCAGCAGAAGAAUCUGAAGUUCUUGAUCUAUGGCAAAACUGGAAUGAUUGGGGGCAUGUUGGGAAAGUUAUGUGAGGAACAAGGCAUCCCAUUCGAGUAUGGAAAGGCCCGUUUGGAGGACCGGUCUCAGUUGGUGUCCGACAUCACCGGAGUCAACCCGACACACGUCUUCAACGCCGCCGGGGCGACCGGCACGCCCAAUGUGGACUGGUGCGAGUUCAAUAAACUGGAGACAAUCCGGUCCAACGUUAUCGGGGCUUUGAAUUUGGCCGACGUUUGUGAGGAGAAGGGUGUCUUGCUGCUCUACUUUGGAACUGGUUGCAUAUUUGAUUAUGAUUCGGAGCAUUCGAUGGGUUCGGGUGUCGCGUUCACGGAGCAUGAUAAAUCCAACUAUGAUGGCUCCUUCUACUCUAAAACCAAGGGCAUGCUGGAGGAUCCUUUGGGAGAAUACAACAAUAUAUGCAUCCUCAGGGUUCGAAUGCCACUACUGUCCGAUCUCAACCAUCCUCGUAACUUCAUAAAGAAGAUCCUAGGAUACGAGAAGGUGGUGAACAUCCCAAACAGCAUGACAGUGUUGGACGAGCUGCUGCCAAUGGCAAUUGAAAUGGCUAAAAGGAACUGCAAAGGGAUAUGGAAUUUCACCAACCCAGGUGUCAUAACUCACAAUGAAGUUCUGGAAUUGUACAAAAAAUACGUCGAUCCUGGAUUAACUUGGACCAACUUUACCUUGGAAGAACAGAGAAAAGUUCUUGCUGCUCCUCGUUGUAACAACCAGCUUGAUUCCUCUAAGUUGAAGCGUGAGUUUCCUGAGCUGUUAGGAGUCAAGGAAUCGGUGAUCAAGUAUGUUUUUGAGCCUAACAGCAAAAAGUUUGAUCCUUGAACAAAAGACCACCGACCAAUCUCCCAGUUCUAAAGUUAAUGUUGUAGCAUUAUAUAUAUAUAUAUGUCAAAUAAUUGCGUCGUGUGUUAAUGUUUGGCAGUAUGUGUUGUGUCAGUACUUGUGUUAUUAAGUACUCAAAUGGUUCCAAUAA